GGCAACUUCUAGCCUUUUGGCCUCCCCACCUCCAAUAUUUAUCACGAAUAAUCCUCCACAUCCAUAACGUCGAUUGCCUGUCUAUCGACCUCACAACUUCAGAAGAAAGCUAAAUAGAAGCCUGCAAUCAUCUAAUCCUGCACAAUGUGUGGUACCGAGAAUGGAUCAGUCGGGGCUGCCCCGCACCCAGCCCAGAAUGCCAAUAACCCAGCAACAUCGGUCUACAGCCAGGUCCAGGACUUCCUGAGCAACACCAACAGAUACAAGAUCAUUGAGUCUACUCUUCGUGAGGGAGAGCAAUUCAGCAAUGCGUUCUUCACAAGAGAGAACAAGGUCAAGAUUGCGACCAUGCUCAGCGACUUCGGUGUUGACUACAUUGAGCUCACAAGCCCAGUCAGCUCACAAGCCUCAUAUGAUGACUGCAAGCACAUUUGCUCGCUUGGCCUUAAGGCCAAGAUCCUAACACAUGUGCGAUGUAACAUGGAUGAUGCCAAGCGCGCGGUGGAAUGCGGAGUGGACGGUGUUGAUUUAGUCAUCGGUACCUCGUCCUUUUUGCGUGAGUAUUCACAUGGUAAGAGUAUGGAAAUGAUCCAGAAGACAGCCAUUGAGGUUAUCGAAUAUGUCAAGUCGCAAGGAGUUGAAGUCCGUUUCUCGUCCGAAGAUUCUUUCCGAUCCGAUCUCGUCGACAUCCUUGCCCUCUAUAAGGCUGUUGACAAGGCUGGUGUGAACCGCGUUGGCAUUGCUGAUACUGUGGGAGGCGCUACCCCACGAAUGGUCUACGAUCUCGCGUGGUCGGAUGUGACAUCGGCAUGUCACCCUCUCUCAUACACACGCUGCUCCACUAACACAUCUAUAGAGACACAUUUCCACGACGAUACUGGCUGCGCAGUUGCGAACGCUGUCACCGCCCUUGAAGGAGGAGCUACGCACGUUGAUACAUCAGUUCUUGGUAUCGGUGAACGAAACGGAAUCACUCCAUUGGGUGCAUUGAUGGCUCGCAUGGUCGUGACUGCACCAGAGUACACCAAGACACACUACAAGCUUCCCAAGCUCAAGGAGAUUGAGGAGUAUGUUGCAAGUGUCGUUCAAGUCAACAUCCCUUUCAACAAUCCCAUCACUGGCUUCUGUGCUUUCACGCACAAGGCCGGUAUUCACGCCAAGGCUAUUCUGGCGAACCCCUCUACUUACGAGAUUAUUGACCCUGCGCUGUUUGGAUUGACUCGUUAUGUCAACAUUACCUCAAGAAUCACCGGAUGGAACGCCGUCAAGGGCAGAAUUUCUCAAUUGGGUCUGGAUGGACCUGGCGGCUUUGAAACUGAUGACCAAAUCAAGGAAGUUACCGCCAAGAUCAAGCAAAUGGCCGAUAGUGAGCAACCAUCCCCUGUUCAAGGUCUUUCUUUCGUUCGCCCACUUGCCAUCGACGACGCAGACUCGAUCAUCCACGCAUACCACCUCGGCCUUCAGGGUCAGAGUGAGCAGCAGAACGCUAGUGAGCAGAAGGAGGCUUGA
Fusarium oxysporum Fo47 is the source of this 1509-nucleotide messenger RNA. Its product is annotated as homocitrate synthase. Gene Ontology annotation, molecular function: homocitrate synthase activity. The record is from RefSeq and is a predicted model, not a curated record. The transcript has 19 exons. Gene Ontology annotation, cellular component: mitochondrion. NCBI's taxonomy places the organism in Eukaryota, Fungi, Ascomycota, Sordariomycetes, Hypocreales, Nectriaceae. Bases 145 to 1509 code for a protein of 454 amino acids.